UGGCGCUCACCGACUGACGGCGCUCGGCAGCGUCAAACCAUGUCGGCAGGCGGCCCGAUCGCUUCCACAUCCUCUUCACAAGCAAGACCAUCCAAAGCGGUCACUGUCUCGCGUGAUGCGUCCGACGACAGGCAGAACAGCGGCAGCAGCAACAACAAUAAUGCGAGCAACCGACGUUAUGCGCCUUACAUCACUGGCCCGCCGCAGGCAUCUCAAGCUGCACUGCGUCAAACGCUCGAAUUCAACGAAACCACGGCACGACAGAUUGAGCAGAUCAGACGAAGUGGGGAGGAAGCCAAGAGGAAAGAGGAAGCCCAUCACGGUCGACCGAGAGAUGAUGCUAUUGUGAGCACGAGAACGUUCAGCAUAUCCUGGCUCGUCGAUCCGGCUGCUCUUCGCCGUACGCCGAGCAUGACGCGACAUGGAAUACCUUGGGAGCAAGAGCUGCUGAGACGACAAGAACUCAUACGGGACAUGUCAGAGAUACUCUGUCUCUGGUAUCGAAAGAUUCAAAUGGCGCCUCUGUGCUACGCGGCGACGUAUCUGCAUCGAUACUUCAUGCUCCGCAGCGUACACACUUCACAAUCACUCGCUUUGAUGGGUGCAUUGAUGUCGCUGGCCAUCAAGAAUUCGGAUACAGAUGAACGGGAGCCUGCAGGUACGAUCAAGCAAGAGCACCAGAGACUGCCAGACACGAUCACCGAGCGGCUCACGGUGACACUCCACCAUUGGGAGCUCAGACAAAAGGGCACGUUCAGGCCCGAGAAAGUGCAGAGAGAUCCAGUGACCAACAGAGAGCUACCUCUGCUACCCAUCGAGUAUGAGAAACUACUGACAAUAGUGAAAGCGAUGGAGCAAGAGCUCAUGACGACCUUUGCAUAUGAUUUCGACGUCCAUCCGCCUAACGAUCUCGUUGCUGCCGGUCUCUCUUUGCUCGGCAACCUCGUCGUACCCUAUGAAAAUCAAGAGCUCGAUCUGCGGGCCAGGGUCACAAUGCUAGAGCUCGCUCAACGCUGCAAGACCAUCUGUCUCGACUUUCUGUACACGGCUGCGUGCGUCCUGCACGAUCCAGAUACGAUCGCCUGCGCUGUGAUCGUCGCUGCACUGGCAACGACGAGGAUACAGCUACCGCAGCUAUUGGACAAGCUCACUGCCGAUUGGAUUGAUUCGCGCGGUGAGCACAAGACUUGGUGGAGGAUAUUCCCGACUGUGAACCGUACGACUGUCAUAGAUGCGGUCAGUCUGCUGUAUAAGAACUACUGCUCCUCGACGCUACCGAUGCAGAAGAAGAUAGCUCUUGCGCUUCGAAAAGUCGAUAGUCUGAUGCCGAAGACAAUAGGCAUCAGGCCAUUAGGUACACAGCUCUGUGCCGUUUCCGAGGCGAGCACGCCGGCUGCUGCAACCGAUACACCGUAUGGCCAUGCUCGAACGCCGGCAUCGACUGCAUUCACGCCUUACAAUCCUGCUUCUUCCUCACGCACACCGCACUCGGCCGGUACUCCCGGAGCGUCGAACCAGGAAAUGUCAACACGGGCCGGCGAGGGACCGAAGAAUGCCUCUUCUACGCCUGUCCCACCACCACUGGUCUCGCCGCCGAGAAGCCCUCACCCUCUAUCACAGGAACAUCGUCCUGCCAAACGCGAGCGAGAGGAUGAUCAUUCGUCUGGCGGCAGGCCUCCGCAGGCACCUCGACUCUCUGCACAGCGGACUGCACUGGGCGACGAGGGAAGAUCGUCAUUGCAGCAGAGCGCAGGUGGGGAAGAACUCACCCGACCGGGCGAAGAGAGAGCAGCCGCUUUGCUCUCGCAAAAGCGACAAUUGGACAGCACGCAAGACGGAUCGAGUCUGCGUGUUGUCAGUAGCAGCACCGGACGAUGACGUGCCCGCGCAGUCAUGUUGUUGUUUCAAUCGAGACCCAAUCGACGAGUCUGUGCAUCGAUGCCAGGCUGACGUUUGAUGGACUCUGCCCGAGCGUUUUGUCGUGCGCUAGUGAUGCUCGUGCGCACGAAUGCCAGGAGGACAAACACCAUCGUGAAGGCAGCAACGGGUGCCUGCAGCUUUCUUGCGGUGAAGAAGUUGCUCAUCC
This is a messenger RNA of Mixia osmundae IAM 14324, 2086 nucleotides long. RefSeq lists its product as uncharacterized. Gene Ontology annotation, cellular component: nucleus. Gene Ontology annotation, molecular function: cyclin-dependent protein serine/threonine kinase regulator activity. Bases 40 to 1878 code for a protein of 612 amino acids. The record is from RefSeq and is a predicted model, not a curated record. Gene Ontology annotation, biological process: regulation of transcription by RNA polymerase II. The transcript has 7 exons. Lineage: Eukaryota; Fungi; Basidiomycota; Mixiomycetes; Mixiales; Mixiaceae.